UAAAUAAUUAAUUAAAUAAUAACAAGUAUCAAAAAUUAAAAAAACAAAAAGUAAAACACUAUUUCUACUUACCUUUACCCUAAACACUCUAAAGCACACAAAAUAAAGACUAUAAUUAAAAUGAUUUCUAAGAUUACCAUCUCUGCGCUUCCUAAAUUCCUUAAUCUUAAAUUAGUAAAUUUUAACUCCUAAUACUUGCAAUAAGCUUAAAUUUCUUAAAGCAUUGGUCAUUACUCAAAUGCUAUUUCUUACUACAAAAAAUUUCUAUAAAACUCUGAUUGCGUCGAUUCAAGAUAAAUCUACACAUCUCACAAAUUUAUGGCUGAUUCUUUCUUAAAGAUGAACAAAGUCGCUUAAUCCCAUUAAAAUUACUUACAGGCUUUGUAAGAAUUGCAAAGUCUUCCUGAAAAAAAUUUACAAGAAGAAGUAGAGCUACUCAACAAAGCAGCUGAAACUUGUUAAGAUUUACAAUAGGCAUUAAGCUAUAUUGAAAGAUCAAUGUCACUAUUGAAUUCUCUUAAAAACAACAAUAGUUUAAAAAUGGAAGCUCUUAGAGUCAGAGCUCAGAUACUAGAAAAGAUUGGCUAAAAGUAAGAAGCAUUGAAUCUAUGUAGUCAAAUUUUAUUAGAAAGUGAUUCACUAACUUCUAUUGAUUAUAAGUUUGCAUAAAAAAAGAGACUUACUUUAUAAUCUCUUGAAACCUUCUAAGAAGUUUCUAAAGAACUUGAUUAAAUUAUUAUUUAAGAGCAUAAGUAGAAUUCACUUGAUGUUCCUUCAGCCAUUUCUGACUACUAUUAGAUUAGUCUAAAACUAUGGAAGAAGAAAGAAUACUUUAGAUCUUUCUAAUAUGUGCAAAGAGCAUUACAACUUGCUGAAGUUUUGAGAGGCUCAACACAUUAAGAUUUUUAUUAAUGCUUAGAUUUGAUUGGAUAACACCUUAUUAUAUAAGGUAGACUUUUUGAAGCUUAAUUUUACUUUGAGAGAGCCCUUAGUUGUGUGAUCUAAGGAAAAGGUCCCUUCCACGAAGAUGUCAUUUAUUAUUAAAAAUAAUUAGCUGAUCUAUAUGUAAGAUAAGAAAAGUAUCAACUUGCCUAGUCUCUAUAUGAGUAAGCUCUUUAACUCGAACAAAAUUAUUACUCACUAGAUCAUUUUUCAACUUUAGAAACUAACUUUAAGAUUAGUCUCACUGAAUUAAAGUAGGGUAAAAGUAUAAAUGAAGUUAAAGAAAAUCUUGAGUGGAUGCUAAAGCAAUUCAAAAAGAAAAAUGGUGUCAAAAAUGAUAAACUCUAAUCAUAAAUUGUUAUAGAAUUAGCCAAAAUCAACUUAGAACUAAAUAACCUAGAAGACUCUAAGAGAUAGUUUUAGGAGUUCCUUUUGUUAGAGGACAAUGUAGAUUUAAUGUUAGAUGCUUACCUAAAUUUAGGAUAUAUUGAAAUGCUCCAAAAAAAUUUUGACAAAGCAAACUAAAUUUUUGAAAGAAGCAAACUAUUUGUCCAAGAUAAAUCUAACCCAAAGCUAUAAAAGAUUGCUGAAUAAUAAAUACUUGUCUAAAAAAUGCAAAACUGA
Tetrahymena thermophila SB210 is the source of this 1566-nucleotide messenger RNA. Its product is annotated as tetratricopeptide repeat protein. The transcript is spliced from 11 exons. Gene Ontology annotation, molecular function: protein binding. Lineage: Eukaryota; Ciliophora; Oligohymenophorea; Hymenostomatida; Tetrahymenidae. The record is from RefSeq and is a predicted model, not a curated record.